Molecule: messenger RNA, 1545 nt
Organism: Batrachochytrium dendrobatidis JAM81
Lineage: Eukaryota; Fungi; Chytridiomycota; Chytridiomycetes; Rhizophydiales
Exons: 7
Coding region: 1-1431 (476 amino acids)
Biological process (GO): brassinosteroid biosynthetic process; cholesterol biosynthetic process
Cellular component (GO): endoplasmic reticulum membrane
Molecular function (GO): 7-dehydrocholesterol reductase activity
Source: RefSeq, a predicted model, not a curated record
AUGACAACCAGCGAAUCUGCAGUACGCAGUCGUCCUAUUGCUACUAGCAAGAAGCAGGAUGACAUUGUUGAAUCAGUAAAAAAGACUGCUUCUGGAAAGAAUGCCCAAAAGGGUGCCAGUAAUUGGGGUCGUUCAUGGAACAUUGGCAUCCUUACCGUUAUCGGAUGCUACUUUCUUCUUGCUUUUUGUCCUGUGCUCGUUACUUAUUUUUGGCUUUCAUGCGAUUCGUUUCAAUGCUCCGUCGUUGCUCCUAUUGAGUAUGCCGUUGCAAAUGGACUUGAAAAACUGCUAGAAAACUAUCUUCCCAGACCUACUACUUUUGGAUUUCAGCUCUACUUUGGAUGGCUGGCUUUUCAGGCUGUUCUCUACUCUGUUCUUCCAGGAAAGAUUGGGUACGGCCAAACUACUCCUGCUGGCCACACCUUACCAUAUGUUGUAAACGGUCUACUGGCUUGGUUUGUCACUCAUGCUCUCUUUAUUGCUGGAUCUCUGUACUAUGGAUUUUUCAAGGCAUCCAUCAUCGCUGAUAAUUGGGGUGCGCUUUUGAUUGCUGCCAACGUGUACGGCUACUUUUUGACAUUCUUCUCGUACUUCAAGGCAUAUGUCUUUCCAUCACACUCUGAAGAUCGCAAAUUCUCUAGCUCUUUUGUGUACAAUCUCUUUAUGGGAAUUGAAUUCAAUCCUCGUUUUGGAAAAUACUUUGAUUUCAAGCUGUUCCAUAAUGGUCGUCCUGGAAUCAUUGCCUGGACUUUGAUCAACUUCUCAUUUGCUGCUGCUCAGUACAACAAGAUUGGAUAUGUGACCAACUCUAUGCUGCUUCUCAACUGGCUUCAUGCUGUAUACGUUCUUGACUUUUUCUACAACGAGGAUUGGUACCUUCGGACUAUUGACAUUGCUCACGAUCAUUUUGGGUUCUAUCUUGCAUGGGGUGAUACUGUUUGGCUUCCAUACAUGUAUACUUUGCAAUCACACUUUCUUCUCCGCAACACAACUGAUCUUUCCUGGCCUGUUUUUGGCGCUGUUUUUACCAUUGGUAUGGUUGGGUACUACAUUUUCCGUACUGUAAACAACCAAAAAGAUCUUGUUCGCUCCACCGAUGGCAAAUGCUUGAUCUGGGGAAAACCUGCCAAGAUUAUUCGUACCGAGUUUACUACCACCAAUGGCAAAACCCAUCGUUCUCUGCUUCUUAUUUCUGGAUACUGGGGAAUCUCUCGUCACUUCAACUAUGUCGGUGAUCUGCUGAUUUCCACUGCCAUGUGCAUGACGUGUGGGUUUGACCAUAUUCUUCCCUACUUUUAUAUUGUUUACAUGUCGAUCCUGCUGAUGCAGCGUAUUGAACGUGAUCAUCUUCGAUGCCAAGGAAAAUAUGGCAAGUUUUGGGACAUGUAUUGCGAGCAAGUCCCUUAUAAACUUAUCCCUUACCUUUUCUGAUGUGUCUGGGAUCUGUAAUGGUCUUUGAUUUUCUUUGCAUGCUCACUAUUUUAUUUGCCAAGAAUUUACUACGCCAAGUGCUAGAAUGAAUGUGCGAUUUUACUGGUUACUGCU